This is a messenger RNA of Pelmatolapia mariae (spotted tilapia), 2096 nucleotides long. RefSeq names its product potassium voltage-gated channel, shaker-related subfamily, member 7 (gene kcna7). NCBI's taxonomy places the organism in Eukaryota, Metazoa, Chordata, Actinopteri, Cichliformes, Cichlidae. Gene Ontology annotation, biological process: protein homooligomerization; potassium ion transmembrane transport. The record is from RefSeq and is a predicted model, not a curated record. The transcript is spliced from 2 exons. Gene Ontology annotation, cellular component: membrane; voltage-gated potassium channel complex. Gene Ontology annotation, molecular function: protein binding; delayed rectifier potassium channel activity. The coding region runs from base 140 to 1789 and encodes 549 amino acids.
UUAUACACAGUUAUUAGGUUGUUGUAACUGGUUGCUGGAAGUAUGAUGUGAAAAGGGUAACUUUGAUUUUUCAUCUUGCAGAACAAAAAAAAAAAAAAUAAUACAAACAAAAUAACUUGGAACUAUUCCAGGCUGAGACAUGGACAAUCAUAAGGGGGGAGGUACAGAUAGAGGUGGAGGCGAGACAAAAGAUAAACAAAAAGCUGAGGAGGUCAGUGAUGAAGAUAAGCAGGCCAAAAAUAAGCAGAACAAGUUGGAGAAAGAGAGCAGCAAGAAGGAGCCGAGAGCCCAUCCCAGAAGGGAGAACCGCCGGCGGUGUCAGUGGGCUCUGACGGAGCGUCUGGCCAUCAACGUGUCAGGGAUGCGUUAUGAGACCCAGCUGCGCACCCUCGCUCAGUUCCCAGACUCCCUGUUGGGUGACCCCCAGCGUCGAAUUCGCUACUUCGACCCUCUGCGGAAUGAAGUCUUCUUGGACAGAAACCGCAUCUGCUUUGACGCCAUCCUCUACUUCUAUCAGUCAGGUGGGAGGCUGCGGAGGCCCGCCAACAUCCCCCUGGACAUGUUCCUGGAGGAGCUGCGGUUCUAUGAGCUCGGAGAGGAGAUCAUCGACCGCUUCAAAGAGGAUGAAGGCUUCGCCAAAGAGGAGGAAAGACCUCUACCUGAAAAAAAGUGGCAGCAGCGAAUCUGGAUGCUGUUUGAGUAUCCGGAAUCUUCCAGCGGAGCCCGGAUCAUCGCCAUCAUCAGUGUCAUGGUCAUUGUGGUCUCCAUUCUCAUCUUCUGCCUGGAGACCCUGCCUGAGUUCAGAAAUGAAAAGGAGCGUAGGGAGGUGAGGAUGCUCAUAUCUACAAAACCGCAAUACUCCAUCACUCCUCACCCCAACAUAUCCAACAAGACCAUCUUGGUCUCACCUGGAUUCACUGCCUUCCAGGACCCAUUCUUCAUAGUAGAGACAAUCUGCAUCUGCUGGUUCUCAUUUGAACUCAUCAUGCGCUUCAUUAGCGCUCCCAACAAGAUGCACUUUUUUAAAGACAUCAUGAACAUCAUAGACUUCUUCGCAAUCCUGCCUUAUUUUGUCACGGUGGGCACGGAGCUAGCAAAGGACAAAGGUACGCAGCCCUCCGUGUCUCUGGCUCUCAUCAGAGUCAUCAGGCUAGUGAGAGUCUUCAGGAUCUUCAAGCUCUCUCGUCACUCCAAGGGCCUCCAGAUCCUGGGCCAGACGCUGAAGGCCAGCCUGAGAGAGCUUGCGCUGCUCAUCUUCUUUCUCUUCAUCGGCGUCAUACUCUUUUCUAGCGCCGUCUACUUCGCUGAGGUGGACAGUUCUGGAACAAACUUCAAAAGCAUCCCAGAGGCCUUCUGGUGGGCAGUCGUGACCAUGACUACAGUCGGGUACGGCGAUAUGUGUCCAGGGACAGUUGGGGGAAAGCUGGUGGGGUCCAUGUGUGCCAUUGCUGGCGUGCUCACCAUCUCUUUGCCUGUGCCUGUCAUUGUGUCCAACUUCAGCUACUUUUACCACAGAGAGAUGGAGUGUGAGGACACCAGGGUGUACCAGCAUGUCUCCACAUCGCUCUGGGAAAAGGAAGGAGAUGAUGAUGAAGAUGAGGAGGACGAGGAUGGAAUGGAUGAGUGGCCUGAAUAUAUGAGGGAUUACGCACCACUGUAUGGGCAGAACAGGGCUAUUUGCCCUCCGAUCAAUGGGCCUCUUUUGACAGGCCUUUGUGCAGGACAGGUAGAUGGGGAUCAGAGAGGCAUGGAGUUCCUCUUUAAGGAAUCUCGCGUCACUCAGGUCUGACAGACUGCAGAGUGCACACCCAUGGCAACACAUCAAGAAAACAGAGCCAAGAUAUAAAAAGAUACUGCUGAAAGGACACACAGAGGGAGACAUGAAAACCAAGAAGUGCAGUGACAUGUGAACAUAGUUUUAUAUGUUAAGCUUUUGCAUGAUUAUACUCGACUCACAGCUACUCACGAAGCAUCCGUUUUCCUCAGUAAAUAAACAGAAAAAAGUAAAAUGUUUCCAGAUGCCUCAAACAUUUUCUGUGCAUCUCACAUGAAAAAUAUUCCACCAGCUGCAAAAUGAUUUAAAUUAUAACCACCCC